AUGGCGGCCGGCAGCGGCUCCAAGGCUGCUGCCGAAUUCAUUGUCGGUGGGAAAUACCAACUGUUACGGAAGAUCGGGUCCGGCUCCUUCGGGGACAUUUAUCUGGCGAUGAACAUCACCAACGGUGAGGAAGUGGCUGUGAAGCUGGAGUCGCAGAAGGCCAGGCACCCCCAGCUGCUGUACGAGAGCAAACUCUAUAAGAUUCUCCUAGGUGGCGUGGGCGUCCCCCACAUCCGGUGGUAUGGCCAGGAGAAAGACUACAACGUGUUAGUCAUGGAUCUUCUAGGACCCAGCCUCGAAGACCUCUUCAAUUUCUGUUCAAGAAGGUUCUCGAUGAAAACGGUGCUUAUGCUGGCUGACCAAAUGAUUAGUAGGAUUGAAUAUGUGCAUUCCAAGAAUUUCAUACACAGGGACAUAAAGCCGGAUAACUUUCUCAUGGGGAUUGGGCGUCACUGUAAUAAGUUAUUCCUUAUUGAUUUUGGUUUGGCCAAAAAGUACCGAGACAACAGGACCAGGCAACACAUCCCAUAUCGAGAAGAUAAAAACCUCACCGGCACGGCCCGAUACGCCAGCAUCAACGCACAUCUUGGCAUCGAGCAGAGUCGCCGGGACGACAUGGAGUCGAUGGGAUACGUGUUGAUGUACUUGAACAGAUCCAGCCUGCCAUGGCAAGGACUGAAGGCUGCAACAAAGAAACAAAAAUAUGAGAAGAUUAGUGAAAAGAAGAUGUCCACUCCUGUUGAGGUUUUGUGUAAGGGGUUUCCUGCAGAGUUUGCCAUGUACUUAAACUACUGUCGUGGGCUGCGUUUUGAGGAGGCCCCGGACUACAUGUACCUGAGACAGCUCUUCCGCAUUCUUUUCAGGACCCUGAACCAUCAAUAUGAUUACAUUUUUGACUGGACAAUGUUAAAGCAGAAAUCGGUACAACAGGCACCUUCCAAUGGGCAGGAUCAGCCGGCCCAAACCUCCGCAGGCAAGCAAACUGACCAAGCAGAGUAA
This is a messenger RNA of Ochotona curzoniae (black-lipped pika), 999 nucleotides long. Its product is annotated as casein kinase I-like. The transcript has a single exon. The coding region runs from base 1 to 999 and encodes 332 amino acids. Gene Ontology annotation, biological process: peptidyl-serine phosphorylation; negative regulation of canonical Wnt signaling pathway; signal transduction. Gene Ontology annotation, cellular component: cytoplasm; nucleus. The record is from RefSeq and is a predicted model, not a curated record. Gene Ontology annotation, molecular function: ATP binding; protein serine/threonine kinase activity. Lineage: Eukaryota; Metazoa; Chordata; Mammalia; Lagomorpha; Ochotonidae.